Drepanopeziza brunnea f. sp. 'multigermtubi' MB_m1 is the source of this 2304-nucleotide messenger RNA. Lineage: Eukaryota; Fungi; Ascomycota; Leotiomycetes; Helotiales; Drepanopezizaceae. The record is from RefSeq and is a predicted model, not a curated record.
AUGCCCAGCAGUCGCGCAAACUUCUCUUCGAAUUCUGCAAACGCCGCUCCAGGGCGGAACCCUUACAGUACAUCCUGGGCUCUCAACCGUUCGGAGACCUGGAUCUCAAAUGUCGUCCUGACUGACCGUGACCCGGCUGCGGUGGUGCUGCAGGCCCGAGACGGAAUCUUACACGGCCUACCUCGCGAAACUCUUGAAUCAAGAUCAGUUGCACCCGGACCUGGUGCAAUCCAGCCGUGGGCAGACGACAGAAAGGCCGCUGCGGAUCCUGGAUCUCUGUUCCGGGAGCGGCUGCAUAUCGCUGCUGCUUCACUCCUUGCUGCAUCCCAAGUUCCCACAUCUCCACGUCUGGGGGCUGGACAAGAGCCGUGUCGCGACCCCGUUGCCAUCCUGGACGAUGAUACACAUAGCCCGCAGGUCCAGUUCGGCCGGGCAAAUGUGUUCAGGAAUGCAGAGCUGUCUCGCUUACCGCAGGAAUUCGACCUGAUUGUUUCCAACCCACCGUAUGUUUCCGAACAACAGUAUAACACGUCGACGACCCGUUCCGUGCGCAACUUCGAGCCUAGGCGUGCACUCGUGCCUACGGUACCGAGUGAUUUCAACUACGCGCUGGAGCGGACAGACACGGCAAGCGAAGACGCAUUAUACCUGCGUCUCGUGAGCCUCCACUUGAUGUACCAGUCGAGCGUCUUGCUGACGGAGGUUGGAGAUGCUGCGCAGGCGGCGAGGGUCGCUGAGCUAAUGCUCAAAUCUGGUCCUCCCAUCCAAAACGGCUCGCGACAACACCGCGUUGAGAUCUGGCGCGAUGCUCCAGAGCAAGAGGAUGGAUCCUCUACCGUUAAGGAACACGAUGGACGCCACAUACCCAUCCGGGGCACCGGUAAAAUCCGUGCUGUGGCACUAUUUCGUGACCCAAUGCGUUUCUCUGUUCUGGUUCUUCUAGCGGCGUCGGGCCUCUCGACUGCUGCUCCAUCGGAACUGCAGCAGAAUUGGCGGGCAUCGCUUAAUCUGAGGGCACCGAGCCCGGAUGUGAAUGUCACGACUUUCUUUCCUCUCACACGUCAGAGAGGCAACGGUAGAGGGAGAGGGAAAGGAAAGGGCAAAGGGAACGAUAAAAGAUUUUGGGGUUACGGUCUUGCAGGGUUGAACGAAGAACAAAAAGGUCAGGGCUGGUCGGUUCCCGUCACGAUAGGCGGCAGGUCGUAUAAUCUGGCCGUCGACACCGGCUCUUCCGACACUUGGAUCCUCGCGUCAAAUUUCACGUGUCUCAGCGACGACGGCAGCCCGACCACCCAAGAUGUCUGCUCCCCUCCUGUGGCCAAGAAGUAUACACCGGGGAAAGAAUUCAAGCGCAUUCCUGACGUGAAUUUCAAUAUCCAAUACGGCGAUUACACGGCCGAGAGCGGCUAUUUCGGGAUGGUGAAGGCUACCAUGGGUGGCAUCACCGUCAAGACCCAGAUUGCCGUUGCAGAUAGAGCAAAUAUUGUGGCCGACCCCUGCUUAGAUUCGAGUGGGAUGUUGGGGCUUGCUUACCCUGCUCUUACGUCCGCUUUCUCGGGAACGAACCUCUCGGCUGAUGUACCGGCAAACCAACUUCCAUAUGACCCCAUCUUCACGAGUAUGUGGAAGCAGAAUCUCGUGGCCCCAGUGUUCACGCUCGCUAUUCAACGAGCUGCUGUGCCUGCGAACAAUCGACCUGAUGGAUAUCUCGCACUUGGUGGUCUGGCACCAGUCGCCACACGCGGUCAAACGGCCAGGCUCCCAAUCGAAUAUAUCGCCGAGGGACCAGGUUACGUCUACGGAUCGCUACCACGGCCACAAUACCAAGCCUACGCUAUCACACCUGACGCCUACCUCUUCAGCACCAGCACCACCGACCCCUUCGCCUCGCACCCGGCCCCUGUCUGGCAGCCUCUCAACACCACGGGCAUGCUCGGAUCCAACCAGACCCUCAUCGACGCGGGCGUGACGCUGUCGUACGUGCCGCGGCCGGUCGCGCGACAAAUCGCCAGCCUUUUCAAGCCACCAGGAGUGUACAACGCCAAUCUCCCCAACCCGGGCUGGACCGUCUCCUGCACGGCCCAGCCCCCAACCCUCGCCGUCCAGCUCGCGGGCGUCAUCCUCCCCUUUGACCCGCGCGACCUCAUCCUCGACGACUUCACCGGCACGGGCGCUUGCCAGAGCGGCAUCGGCGGCUCGGACGGCCAGCUCAAGUUCCUCGGCGACACUUUCCUCCGCAGCAACAUGGUCGUGUUCGACCAAGGCGCUGCGGAAAUCAGAGUUAGGAGUCGAGGGGUUUAUUGA